UCAGUGGAUCAAUUCCAGACGCAAUGGCGAGCCUCACGCAAUUGAAGUAUUUUGCUAUCUCAUACAACAAAUUCAGUGGAUCAAUUCCAAAUUUCAGCAUGUGCAAGAAUCUGACUACUGUAAGGCUUUAUAAUAAUUACCUGUCAAGUGAAAUUAUUUCCACUCAGUGGGAAAAACUUUUGAAUCUUGAGAUUUUGGAGUUGGAUAGCAAUUUACUGAAUGGGAAUAUUCCAGAUUCUCUAUUUUCACAUCCAUCAUUGCAAGUGUUAUAUCUUUCAAAUAAUCAAUUUUCUGGUCAACUCAAAGAAUUUUCCAACGCUUCUUCCUUCUUGGAAAUCCUUUAUUUGGAUAACAACCAAUUGGAAGGGCCAAUACCCAUGUCUAUCUUUGAACUCCAUGGUCUUCGAGAUCUCUCGCUUGGUUCAAACAAAUUUAAUAACUCCCUGAACCUUAGUGUGAUUCAGCAGUUAAAAAAUCUUUCAUACCUUGAUCUUUCUCACACCAGCUUGUUAUCUGAAUAUAAUGAUUUUAACUUUUCGUUAUCCUCUGUUCCCCUUUACCGCUUAAAUCUCGCUUCUUGCAAGUUGAAAAAAAUUCCUGAUUUCUUGAGAAACCAAUCCUAUUUAUCUUAUCUAGACCUUUCACACAACCAGAUCUUUGGAGAGAUGCCCAACUGGAUCUGGAAACUUCCUAAUCUUUAUGGCUUAGAUCUCUCUUACAAUUUUCUAGAGACUUUGGAAGGACCUAUCCUCAAUGUUUCUCUUUAUAGCCCAAACCUUCGCUCCAAUCAACUGCGAGGACAACUCCCAAUUAUCUCAUAUGUUGAAUACUUGGAUUUCUCAGGGAAUAGUUUGCAUUCCUCCAUUCUAGCUAACAUCAGUCGGUCAUUUCCUUCUAUUGGAUUCUUGUUUCUUUCAAGUAGUAAAAUCUAUGGGAGCAUCCCCAUAUCAAUAUGCAAUGCUACAAAUCUUAAACUACUAGAUUUAUCUAAAAAUUCCAUCAGCGGCACAAUUCCUGAAUGCUUGAUUGAGAUGAGUGAUAAACUUUGGAUGCUGGAUUUAAGGAGAAACAAGCUCAAUGGCACAAUUCCUGAUGCAUUUCCAGAUAAUUGUACUUUACAAAGUUUAGCUCUCAAUAAAAACCAACUAGAAGGAGGGUUACCAAAAUCUUUGGCCAAUUGCAUUAGAUUGGAGGUCUUGGACAUUGGGAAGAACCACAUCGAGGAUACGUUUCCAAUUUACUUGAAGAACACAUCCAUGUUGAGGGUUCUUGUUUUGCGAUCUAACAAAUUUUACGGGCCCAUUGCUCAUCCAAAGCUUAAUGCUCCGUGGCCAAUUCUUCAAAUUGUAGAUUUGGCAUCAAAUAAUUUUAUUGGUAACCUUCCAAUAAUUAUUCUUUCAUCUUUGAUGGCCAUGAUGGAUCGUGAACAUGAGGCGCAAUCAGAGCUUGAUUACCUCCGAAUUACUAUUAAUGGAUCUUCUUAUGAAGAUACGAUAACUGUUACCAACAAGGGUUUAGAGGUGGAGCUAGUGAAGAUCCUAACAAUCUUCACCACCCUUGACCUCUCUUGCAACAACUUUGACGGCCCUAUACCUGAAAAAAUAGGAGAACUCAAAGCGCUACAUAGUCUCAACUUGUCGCAUAAUGCUUUCACAGGCAAAAUUCCAUCAUCUUUGGGGAAAUUGAAUAAUCUUGAGACACUAGACCUAUCAUGCAAUGAGCUUUCUAGUAAGAUUCCUGUGCAACUUGCCGAUGGUCUUAUUUUUCUAUCCACUCUCAACCUUUCCUUCAAUCAAUUGGUGGGACAGAUUCCAUUCAUCAAGCAAUUUGCUACAUUUUCAGAAUCUUCCUUCAAAGGAAAUGAUAGAUUAUGUGGGCUCCCUUUGAAGUCACAGUGUACUUAUAAGGAGCCACGGUUACUGCCUCCAACACAUGAUGAAAAACAUUGGAAAUCUGGGAUUGUGAUCAAGUGGAAUUACAUAAGUGUUGAAUUUGGUUUUAUUUUUGGGAUUGGAAUUGUCAUUGGGCCUCUUGUGUUCUGGAAGAGGUGGAGGAUAUGGUAUUACAAACAAGUUGACGACAUUCUUUUCAAGAUCUUCCCUCGAUUGUAUCUUCGAAUAGAAUACCGUCAAAGACGCAGAUAUCGAAAUCAAAGGCAAAGGCACCAGUCAUAGUUAUGGGUUGCAGUGGCUCCAGAUUUAUCAUGAUUACCUUUCGCUGUGUUUAAGAUAUGUUGCUCCAAGUUUACUCUGAAGGAAGUUUGCUGAUGUUUAUAAGGCCUCUACAAUGGAAGUUGUGCUCAGUUGCUCAUAUAUAUAUAUAUAUAUGUGUGUGUGUGUGUGUGUGUGUGUGUGAUGCGUGCUUAAUAAUUUACAGUACUUUCCAUAGACAUGUAGGUACCUCUUUGAAUUCUAAAUAUUUUUCUUAUUUAUUGCUAUAUUUUACUGAUGCUUGUGUUGAAAAGCAUGUAAGACAAUCGUACUCAACAAAUAAUUA
Messenger RNA from Corylus avellana, 2496 nucleotides. Lineage: Eukaryota; Viridiplantae; Streptophyta; Magnoliopsida; Fagales; Betulaceae. The record is from RefSeq and is a predicted model, not a curated record.